AUGGUGGAUGUCCCAUGUGUUAUAAUCAAGAGAUGUAAUUCAGACUGGAGCUGUUGUGGUAUCGUUUUAGACAGUAAUAACGGCAUUUUGUUAACAGUUGCGUCUUUAUUUAGUGACACUUUGCAUCAAAAUGAAAGGCAGCGGACAAUUUCCGAGGAUUCCCCCAUCCUUGUCAGUUCAAUGUCACCAAAUGAUGAAAUCGCUGUCGAGGUUAUCUUUCGAAGUCACACAGACGAAGAAUUUAGAACAUUCGAAGGCUAUGUCAUCUUGUUUUGGAGAGAUUACGGACUUAAGAGAAUUACUGAACUUAUUUUUCCAACGUCGGAAUGGAAAUUCGAACUAUUUGGUCAUGAUCAGAAAUAUUUUCAAGGAGCCUCAGAUGAAGAACAUGGGAACGACACGUCCCAGCUGCAUCAGACCGCCCUAUCAGAUUUUGCUCUGAUCAAAGUGAAAAAUCCUGAGAAUUUCUGCUUAUCUUACAGUUUGGUUAAUCUACGAACGCUGCGUGGCCUUGAAAACCCUAAAAUAGGCGACUCUUUGUGUGUUAUUGGCACACCUUUCGGGUGUGAAUGUCCCCAAGUUUUCUACAACAGCGUUUCUAAAGGGAUCGUGUCUAAUGUCCUGGGACGGAACAAUGAAAUGAUCAUCACUGAUGCCCGUUGUAUUCCAGGCUGUGAAGGAUGCGCUUUGUACACUUUCAACCACAAACCUGGAUUAUUGAAUGGUAGAGAUCUCUACGGAAUCGUUCUUGCACCAUUUUGUUGGCGGAACGGCGAGUGGAUCGGAAUAACUUUAGCUUGUUCACUGUGGUAUAUAAUACAUAAUUUGUCACAACUAUUGAAGGGGAACAUAUCUUUGAUUCCACUCAAGUUAACGGAAAUUCUAGCCAAUGUGUUAGACUUCCAGGUCAAAAUACAGUCUCAGCAGAAUGUCAUCACAGAAGAUAACAUGCUUGUGCACAAAGGCACCCACUCAACUGUCAUACAUGUAGAUCGAGACAGUUCUAACCUUCAGGACAUAAUAAAGAUAGCUCUUUCAAGUGUUGUAAUGGUUCAGUGUGGUAACAGAUGGGGCUCAGGUGUUAUAAUUGAUAGUGAAGAUGGUCUCGUCGUAACCUGUAGUCAUGUGGUUAAAGAUUGUCAGAAUCCCCUUAUUGUGACAGGGAGCAGUAAUACUGUACAAUGUUUCAGGGAAAAGGACAAAGUCAAGCUAUGUGGGAAUUAUGACCACAGUGCUCAUCAGAAAGUACAAGUUCUCUUUGCCACUCAAGAAGAAUGCCCUUUAGAUUUUGCUUUGUUGAAAAUGCAACUGAAUCAACAGUCAAGACCUCUUAGAUCAAGACUAGAGACUAAUCUUGAGCAGAGAAAAUCUCCAAAAUCUUUUGCCAAACAUCGUUACAAGAAAGGCAAGGAUGUCCUUGUAAUUGGUUUUCCACUGUUUGCAAGCCACUUGAACACAGGAGCAUCAGUUGUUUCUGGGGUAAUAUCAAACAUUGUACAUGUUCAGAAACAGACAGUGUUACUUCAGUCAACUGCAGCAGUUCACUGUGGUACAAGUGGAGGGGCACUGGUGUCUGCUGAGACUGGGGAACUGUUAGGAAUGAUAACAAGUCAUGUGAAAGAUGCAAACAUGUCCUGUACCUUCCCUCAUGUGAACUUUAGCAUUCCAGCUGACUUACUGUAUCAACUAGUUUCAUCAGUAAAGGAUGGGACAAUUGAAAAUACUCUGCAAGCUCUUGUCUCAAAUGACUUGAAAAAUGUAUGGCAAUUAGACAAAAAUCUUUCUGACAAGCCUCAAAUUAUUAGCAAGCUGUAAGAAGCUUCGCCUUUUUUUUUCCCAUAAGUGACCCAAAAAAUUAAUUUCUCCUUACAGUAUUUUUACAUUUUCAGGCAAAAAGGUGAGGAGAAGAGGGAAAAAUGAUCGACAUAGGGGUGUUAAAUGAUUUAUCACCAAAUUCCUAAAGCUUAAAUUGUUUAACACAUGACAGACAGUGUGGAGAACAAAUACCUAGAUCAAGGAUUCAGAGGGUUAGUCUUUUAACCUUUUAGUUCCUUAAGUAUGAGGACAAAGGGUUUGUUAGGCAAGGAGAAUUACAACAGGUCCAAACACGCUAGAUAAACAAUUCUCUUUUAAUCUGACUGUACACCACAAGAUUUUAAACUCAAAUACAGUGACUAUUGAUAAUAUCAUUCCCCAGAUGUAGUCUGGCCUAAGGGGCCUGGAUAUGAGUGACAGGCAGACAGGUAUCAGAGGUGGAACUAGCAUUUGUACUGUGUAGGAUUCUUAUUUGUCAUACGAUAUGCUCACCUUGGACAAGUAAUACCAUAGCAAAACCAUGAUCAAAGCUGACUUGUGUAGGGCCGGAUAGAUUGACAAGAGCUGGUCUGGAUAAAAUCAUCUGGCCCCGCACUCUGACAAAAAUAAAGAGAUUUGUUUACGUGAAACUUAAGGGGAAACAGAAAUGUGAAAAUAAGUCACGUUUUUCAAUAAUUGUGAUUUCUUGCUCUGACUUGAAAAAAUAAAGGAAAAGUUGUUAUUUUAGGAUCUUUUUUUGAAUUUUUUUCGAAAUUUUCCAGCAACACCAGGUGGUCAUAUGAUGAAAUGCUAUUUGACUGAGUUAAAGGGACACAAAAGUUGCUCCGAGUUUGCAGUUCAGGUUAUGAAUUAAGUGGGAGUCGAAAGUAUAUGAAAAACAAUGAAAAUUUCCUUUUUCGAUUCUAUUGUUACUUGCGUGGUGGCGUUCAUGUUUUAAUUCUGAUUGACGAUCACAGAGAAUCACCAGAAUCAUUCCAGAGACAUUCUUGUACAAGCCAUUGACAAUGAAGCAAAUUGAAUCAAUCAAAACAGGAUAAGGUCGUGAUCUUGUGGAAAAAGGAAACUAGGAUAGAAGACGGCGCCCAUUUGAGUGGAAACAGUAUCAAACUAUAUUAAAGUUCACAAGGCAACCAGGUGAACAAUCAGACACGGUUUGAUGCUGGUCUGGUUUAAAGAUUUAAUAAAUGUAACCGAAAAAUUACAAUUCAUAGACACAAUGUUUCGAAACUCCUGUCUAGUGCCUUCAUCAUCUUUUGUUUACCAGCUGAGUUGAUAAUGUAAAUUGCCACCACUAAAAGUUUCUAAAGUUAUAUACUUUGGUACUACAUUUGUUGUCACGCUAAGGAAAACGUCAUUUCUCAAAAUUAUGGGUUAUAAAAAAAGGUUUAUAACGGAAAAUGUUCAUCUUCAUCUCGUCUAACAUCAAAUUUGUACUUAAAAAGAUGCUGAUAAAAUUGAGUACAGUCUGUGGUUAAAAAUACAGAAUAAUUUCAUUAUAUAUGAUUAAAGACGUAAGUCUCCUUCAGAUGUAACGCGAGGGAGAACGGCGUGACAUCCCGGGGAAAGGUUGCGAAAGAGACUAACAUCAAAUUCACGAAAGAAAUGUGUUUUAACAAAACGACUGUUACAUAGUUAGCGCGCGAUAUCUUGAGACUCGCGCAUGAAUAUUG
Messenger RNA from Pocillopora damicornis (cauliflower coral), 3485 nucleotides. RefSeq names its product peroxisomal leader peptide-processing protease. Gene Ontology annotation, molecular function: serine-type endopeptidase activity. Gene Ontology annotation, cellular component: peroxisome. NCBI's taxonomy places the organism in Eukaryota, Metazoa, Cnidaria, Anthozoa, Scleractinia, Pocilloporidae. The record is from RefSeq and is a predicted model, not a curated record. Gene Ontology annotation, biological process: regulation of fatty acid beta-oxidation; protein processing.